Molecule: messenger RNA, 523 nt
Organism: Protopolystoma xenopodis
Lineage: Eukaryota; Metazoa; Platyhelminthes; Monogenea; Polystomatidea; Polystomatidae
Source: the annotation of a GenBank genome assembly
CUCUGUUUCAUACAACCCAGCCGAGUUUCAUUCGGAAAUGUCCGGUGUAUUAUGCCAUCUGGAUGAAGUAGAAACACAACUGAGCUGUCUUGAGGCAUGGAUAAAUUUACCUGUCGACUGCUUUAACCCUGCUCUGCCUUCUUCCGCCUGCACCACCGGCUUUCCUGUUACUACAGUAGCGACUACAACUACUUCCAGUACCGCAACUACCACAAGUCUCGCAAACAGUAGCGGUGGCAUUUCUGUGGCUACUACAUCAGGAGAGCCAGAGAUAGAUUAUGUUUGUCAGGAGGCUCAGUUCCUUGUCGAUGUUGUCUCCCAGUUACAAGCAAGUCUUCUAUCAAUGGUUUCCACCCAACCUGUCUCAGGGUUUGUCAGCCAUCUUGUUAAAAACUCUGUAAUUGAGGAAGUUUGUCCUGAAACGUCUGGAGCACUUGUUUCUAGCCCUGCUACCCUAGCUCAUCCAAGUGGUGAGAUCAAAGACGGAAUAACUUUGACAGGACCCGGUAAUCGGCGUUUAAGG